AUGGUUACUAUUACUGGCUUCACCACGCGGGACGUGAGGUUCCCGACCUCGCUCGAUAAGACCGGUUCAGAUGCCAUGAAUGCGGCAGGUGACUACUCCUCCGCCUACUGUAUCAUCACCACAGACUCGGAAUACACCGGACAUGGCAUGACAUUCACAAUCGGCCGCGGAAACGAGAUUGUCUGCGCCGCAAUCUCUCUGCUCGCCCCGAUGGUGGUGGGCAAGAACCUUGAUGAGUUAACGGCAGACUGGGGCAAGACCUGGCGGUACCUCGUCUCCGACAGCCAGCUGCGCUGGAUCGGCCCCGAGAAGGGCGUCAUGCACCUCGCUCUUGGUGCCGUUGUCAAUGCCCUCUGGGAUCUGUGGGCCAAGACGCUUGGAAAGCCUGUCUGGCGCAUUGUUGCUGAUAUGACUCCCGAGGAGUUUGUGCGUUGCAUCGACUUCCGUUAUAUCACGGAUGCUAUCACUCCUGAAGAGGCCAUAAGUCUGUUGAAGGAGGUUGAGGCUGGUAAGCAGGAGCGCAUCAAGGAAGCUGAAGCUAGCAAGGCUGUCCCUGCUUAUACCACCAGUGCUGGCUGGCUCGGAUACAGCAAGGAUAAGCUCAAGUUAUUGCUGGACGAGAGUGUCGCACAGGGAUACAGACAUUUCAAGCUUAAGGUCGGUGGAGACCUGGAGGAUGACAAGACUCGAUUGAGAAUCGCACGUGAGGCUAUUGGAUAUGACCGGGGAAAUAUUCUGAUGGUCGAUGCCAACCAGGUUUGGUCCGUUCCCGAGGCAAUCACGUGGAUGCAAGAGCUCGCAGAGUUCAAGCCCUGGUUCAUCGAAGAGCCCACCUCCCCCGACGACAUUCUCGGCCACGCCGCCAUCCGCAAGGCCCUGGCCAAUACACCCCACGGCCCCGUCGGCGUCGCCACUGGCGAGAUGUGCCAGAACCGCGUGAUCUUCAAACAGCUGCUGCAAGCCGGCGCCUUGACUGUUCUCCAGCCCGAUGCCUGCCGUGUUGGCGGCGUGAACGAGGUCCUGGCGAUCCUCUUGUUGGCGCGCAAGUUCGGAGUGCCGAUUGUGCCGCACUCUGGUGGUGUUGGUUUGCCUGAGUACACGCAGCAUCUGAGUACAAUCGACUACGUCGUUGUUACGGGCAAGAAGAGUGUUCUUGAAUACGUGGAUCAUCUUCAUGAGCACUUUGUUCACCCGUCUAGUGUUAAGGAUGGUUACUAUGUCACUCCUAUGGAGCCUGGGUACAGUGUCGAGAUGAAGGCGGAUAGUAUGGAUGCUUUCGAAUACCCUGGCAAGGAGGGCAAGAGUUGGUGGAGAUCUGAGGAGGCUAAGAACAUCAUUGAUGGGCCUCGUGUUGUAUAG
Penicillium bovifimosum is the source of this 1359-nucleotide messenger RNA. RefSeq names its product L-fuconate dehydratase. NCBI's taxonomy places the organism in Eukaryota, Fungi, Ascomycota, Eurotiomycetes, Eurotiales, Aspergillaceae. Gene Ontology annotation, molecular function: magnesium ion binding; L-fuconate dehydratase activity. Gene Ontology annotation, biological process: carbohydrate catabolic process; amino acid catabolic process. The transcript has 4 exons. The coding region runs from base 1 to 1359 and encodes 452 amino acids. The record is from RefSeq and is a predicted model, not a curated record.